Molecule: messenger RNA, 3691 nt
Organism: Morus notabilis
Lineage: Eukaryota; Viridiplantae; Streptophyta; Magnoliopsida; Rosales; Moraceae
Product: putative E3 ubiquitin-protein ligase LIN-1
Exons: 9
Coding region: 81-3326 (1081 amino acids)
Biological process (GO): protein ubiquitination
Molecular function (GO): ubiquitin-protein transferase activity
Source: RefSeq, a predicted model, not a curated record
CUGAAGGAAACUGUAUCCUUUUUGGCUCCUCAGCAACUGGAUUUCAGGAUUUGGUAUAAAUAAAGAUUUUGGAAUCAUCAAUGGCAUCCUCUUUGGAGGAUCUUCUAGCAGAGGAUGGAUUCAGAGGAAAAAAAUCAUUGGCCAGGUCAAGAACUUCCUUCAAAUCAGAGUCACCAAAUCUGCCACCUUUCCCUUUCCCCGACAGAUUCAAGAGAGAAUUCAUGCCAAGGGACAGAAUCCGGACAGAGAGAACAAGAUCCGACGUGUCUCGACAUAGUACUCGAGGCGAAUCACCUAUGUAUGAUACCAUUUCUGGUAGUGCCAGACCAAGAGACAAUCUUGUUAAAAGGGAGAAGAUUGUUACUGGGCCAAAGAAAGAAGGAAGAGAUAAGCAUGAAACAGAACAAGUGUUUGAGAUAGUUGAGGCUGGAGAUGAAGAAAAUGAGAGAGUUAAGGACAUAUAUUCAAAUGAAGAGAAGUAUUCUAACAGGGUUAUUAAGGAAAUGGAAAUUAAGGACAAGAUUCAUGGACGUUCUAAGAAACAUGUGCUUGGUCGUCGGAGUUUUAGCGAUAAAAACAUGAGAAGCAUGAAACAGAAACAUGAAACUUCUGAUCAUAAAGCCUCAUCAAAUGGCAAAAGCUUUGAGGAAACUCAAGUCAAGAAGUAUGACAAUGAGAAACCAACAGUUGUCAAUCCAGUUUCUGAGCCUGCACUUGAUGAGGUUGCAAUCCAAGCAAUGGUUUCGAUCCUAAGUGGAUACAUCAAACGGUUUCUUGGAGACAAGGAGUUCAGAUCGACACUCAGGGAUAAUUGCUUUUCUUCCCUUAAUUUUGUUCAAGUAGAAGAGGGAAACAAUGUGGGAAAAAUCAUAGCCAAGCUUGAGGAAGCGAUCGAAGCGAUAGAAAAGGCGGUUGAGGAAGCUACAAGCACAAAGGAUUUGAGGAAAGCCGUGUUACAACUUCGUGUCAUUGUGGGGCUAAAUUCAAGUGACUUAAAAGAUGGAUUCACUUCUGGGGAUUACAAGUUGUCAGCUUGUGCUCAUCUCUACUUAAGUGUGGUCUACAAGCUGCAGAGGAAAGAUCGAGUUGCGGCGAAGCAUCUUUUGCAGGUUUUCUGUGACUCGCCGAAUCAGGCUCGUGAAAAACUGUUGCCUGAGUUGUGGGAUUAUCUAUUUUUUCCACAUCUUUCACACUUGAAAGUGUGGUACAAUCAAGAGGCAAAUUCUUUAGCAGACUCGCCGGGAAGGCCAAGGAAACUUCAACUUCUUGAGAAGGUGUAUAAUGAAAUAGUGGAUUCUGGGACUUACCAAUUUGCAGUUUACUACAAGGAUUGGCUCACAGAAGGAGUUGAAACUACUCCUGUUCCUUCCAUCCAUGUUCCGUCGAUAUCGAUUCGGGAAAUUCAAAAGGGAAAUAGUAGUUCUCAUGGUCAUUCUUCUGAGCAAUCUAGUAGUCCUGUUGAUCCAUUUUCACCCCAACCAAUGAUGGUGAGUAAGAAAUUCUAUAAUGCUCUUUUUAGCCAGUCAAGUAAGCCUGGAUCUGCAGAUGGAAGGGACACAGAGAAUUCUGAUAAUCGUAUAAGAAGUUCUGAUGGUUCUGCUGUUGUCAAAGAGACAGUUAAAGAAACUAAUGGACAUGAGGAAGAAGAUUUCACCAAGAACGCACCAGAAGAUGAAGUUUCUCCUGAGAAUGGACUCUCAGUGACAUCAGAGGAAAAAUGGAGCUUUCCUGGACAAAGGGUUUCAACAGGAAGAGAUUUCAGUGAGAAGUUUGUAAACCCAGUGACUUGUCAAGAAACAACAGAAAACAGCCAAAUGAUACGUUCACCACCACAACAUACAAAAGAGAAUGAGCUUACCCUCAAAAGGCUAGCAAAGUCUCUUUUUGAACUGCAACAACCAGACAGUGAAGCUUUAGUACAUCUAACUAAAGUAGGGUCGGCUUCAGAAGAACUGCAUGGGGUCUACUUUGAAGAAAGACCCUCUUUCUCAAUCAUUCCCCAGGACUUCAUUUGCCCUCUAACAGGACAAUUAUUUGAAGAUCCUGUGACUUUAGAAACCGGCCAAACAUUUGAACGUGAAGCCAUCAAGGCCUGGUUUGACCAAGGAAACCGAGCAUGCCCAGUAACAGGAAAAGCCUUGGAAUGCAAACUAGUCCCUUUCACAAACUUAGUCUUAAAGCGUUUGGUUGAUACAUGGAAAUCACAACAUUGUAGACAUCUCUUGGAGCAGUUAAGAGACGAAAGCGAGACAACCACUUUGGUCUUAGAGCAGCUUCUUCUCACCAGCACUGCUUUCACCAAAGAGGAAAGUAUCACCAAUGCAAAACUGCUUAUAUCCCUUGGAGGCUUGCACUUCCUUCUUCAAAGAUUUGAGUGUGGAGAUCUCCAGGAGAAGACACGUGUCGCGGCCCUAGUGGUGUCUUGCAUCGAAGCGGUUUCGAGUGUCAGGAAUCGGAUAGCAAGAGAUAUUGACAGCAAGUGCGUGCUUGAGAUGCUUCAUAGCAAGCAGGUUAAGGCCAGAGCAAAUGUGGUGGCCUUGUUGAUUGAACUUAUUUGCCUCAAGAGGAAAAAGGACGUUAUGAGAUUUCUUAGUGGAUUGCAGAAUGAAAAUGAAGGAAUAGAGAGUACAUUGCAUGUUCUGCUUGUUUACCUCCAAAGUUGUCCACCACCCCAAAGACCUCUAGUUGCUGUGCUUUUGUUAUACUUGGAUGUUCUGGUGGAGCCUCGGAAGUACAGCAUUUACAGAGAAGAGGCAGUUGAUGCCAUCACAGAGGCACUUGAUGCCAGUUUGGCUGAUGAGAAAACCCGAGAAAAUUGUUGCAGAGCGCUUCUUAUCUUGGGAGGCCGUUUUUCUUCCUCCGGAAAAUUAUUAACAUAUAGUUGGAUUCUAAACCAAGCAGGUUUUAAUGUCGAUCCCACAGAAAAUUCGCCCGAAAUCCAAGAAAAUGUUUCUUUACUUGAUGAUGCAUCUUCGUUGGAUGAUGAUGAACAAAACAUUGAGAAGUGGUUGAGGAACUUGUCUACAUCACUACUCGGCAAUGGAAAGAGGUCAUUUGUAGACGCAAUUUCGAAAUGUAUUGGAUCAGAAAACUUGAACUUGGUCAAAGUCUGCUUAACCACUGUGGCAUGGCUAAGCUCUUCACUAGCUUCAAUGUCCGAAACUGAGCUUCACCUCCCGGCAUUCUCGGCUCUCAUCUCGCGGCUAAAGGAUAGCCUGGAAAAUGGUCAUGAGGUUGAGCACAAGGUCCUUGCUUCAUGUUCUCUUCUAAACUUCAGCAAAAUUUCAGAAAGUAUAAGAGAAAGUAUAAGAGAUCCUCUUUGUUGAAGUAACAUGGACUGCAGAAAUGCUUUCCUCCAUCAUAUCUGGGGAAGCUUUGUAAUAUAGUAUGCCUGUAAUUUUUACAACUUUUUCAGGUAGUGACAUUUUCUUUAUUUAUAAAACCAUAUUAAGAACCUCUUUAGUACUUCCAAAAAAAAAAAGGAAAAAAAAACCUUUUAAUAUUUUAAAGCAAUUAACUCAGUUCUGAGCUGAGAAGAGCAAGUUUGAAGAACAAAUGACAGUAAUAUUAGCGGAUGAUCAGUGUUUUAGGAGAAUACAUUAUGCUACGUUUUGUACAAAAUAUUAUAUUUACUAGUUUAGUAUUGUAUAGCAUUUACAUGUCUCAACAUAGAAUUUGAAAAAGUGCAAUG